CUACUACUAUCAUAAUGUAAAAUGCAGAAGAGAAAUGUUUGACAAAGACAUAGUAAUGCUCCAGACGGGUGCAUCUAUGAUGGAUCCAAACCACUUUUUGAUGAUGAUGCUGUGUCGCUUUGAACUUUAUCAGAUAUUUAGUACUCCUGAUUAUGGCAAAAGAUUCAGUUCUGAAAAUACCAAUAAGGAUAUGGUUCAGCAAAAUAAUACUCUUAUUGAAGAAAUGUUAUACCUAAUUAUAAUUAUUGUUGGAGAGAGAUUUACUCCAGGAGUUGGGCAGAUUAAUGCUACAGAUGAAAUCAAAAGAGAGAUUAUUCACCAGCUAAGCAUCAGACCCAUGGCUCAUAGCGAAUUAGUAAAAGCAUUGCCAGAAGAUGAAAACAAAGAGACUGGAAUGGAAACCGUGAUUGAAGCAGUUGCCUGUUUCAAGAAACCAGGAUUAACAGGAAGAGGCUUAUAUGAACUGAAGCCAGAAUGUACUAAAGAUUUCAAUUUAUAUUUUUACCAUUUUUCAAGGGCAGAACAGUCUAAGGCAGAGGAAGCCCAAAGAAAACUAAAACGACCAAACCGGGAAGACACAGCACUCCCACCUCCUGUAUUACCACAAUUCUGCCCUCUGUUUGAAAGCCUGAUUAAUAUUCUACAGUGCGAUGUGAUGUUAUGCCUUAUGAGAACAAUACUUCAGUGGGCAGUAGAGCAUAAUGGAUAUGCCUGGUCAGAAUCCAUGCUACAAAGGAUUCUCCACUUGAUUGGAAUGGCACUACAAGAAGAAAAACAACACAUUGAGAAUGCUAAUGAAGAUAAUGUUGUGACAUUUACGUUCGCUCAGAAGAUUUCAAGGCCUGGUGAGACACCUCGCAAUUCCCCAAGCAUAUUAGCUAUGCUAGAAACUUUGCAAAAUGCACCCCAACUAGAAGUGCAUAAAGACAUGAUCAGAUGGAUACUAAAGACUUUUAAUACUGUUAAGAAACUCCAAGAGAGAUCUUCUACAAGUCCUGUUUUGGAGACUGAGGGAAAUAUUAUGGAAGAGAGCUCACGAGAUAAAGAAAAGGCUGAGAGAAAACGCAAAGCAGAGAUUGCUAGAUUGCGAAGGGAGAAGAUCAUGGCACAGAUGUCUGAGAUGCAGCGACAUUUCAUUGAUGAAAACAAAGAACUCUUCCAGCAAACCUUAGAUGAACUUGAAACUUCUACCUCCAGAGUGCAUGAUAAUAGUCCUUCAGAUUCAGAUGCCAGGCUUAUUGCCUUGGGUCCUGAGCAGACUAAAGUGUGUGAACAAAGACAGAUAGUUACUUGUAUCUUAUGCCAAGAGGAACAGGAGGUCAAAAUGGAUAACAGAGCAAUGGUGCUGGCAGCAUUUGUUCAGAGAUCGACAAUCUUGUCCAAAAAUAGAAACAUAGUGAUUUCAGAUCCUGAAAAAUAUGAUCCAUUAUUUAUGCAUCCAGACCUGUCAUGUGGAACACACACUGGUAGCUGUGGACAUAUUAUGCAUGCACAUUGCUGGCAAAGGUAUUUUGAUGCUGUGCAAGCAAAAGAACAAAGACGACAACAAAGAUUACGAGUGCACACAAGUUAUGAUGUAGAAAAUGGUGAAUUCCUUUGUCCUCUCUGUGAAUGCUUAAGCAAUACUGUCAUUCCUCUUCUUCCUCCUCCAAGGACUUUAUUUAGCAGGUUAGUAACUCCAUGUAAUAACUUGUUUAAUUAGAUAAAAUCAGAAAUCCUUUCUUGAACCAUUAUGAUUUUUUACAGGGAUUGAAAAAUCAGGAACCUUUACCUUCCAGUAACUACAUGCAGGAUUUGAAUGUGUUGUACAUUUUGAAUUAAGUUACUAAGUUUUGAAACUCUAAAUAUUCAGCAAAUAGAUUAAAAUCUUGGGUCGGCUUUGUAUAUUUCUAUCACCUUGACCAUGUUGAACAGGAUUUUUUAUUGAGAGUGAAACACUAAUUGGCUCUUUAAUGCAAUAUAAGGAAAUGGGAAGAAUGGAAGAAGUGUGAACUAAGGAAACAUCAAAGAAAAGUAUCAAGUGUAUUAUAGAAAAGAUAAUUCAGAAUCAGGGAUAGAAAUAAAAAUGUAAAGAAAGUUUCAUAUAGAUUGAAACAUUUAUUAGUGACAGAAAUGAAUAAAAAUACAGGUAGUCCUCAUUUAGUGACUGCCUUAUUU
Molecule: messenger RNA, 2157 nt
Organism: Python bivittatus (Burmese python)
Lineage: Eukaryota; Metazoa; Chordata; Lepidosauria; Squamata; Pythonidae
Source: RefSeq, a predicted model, not a curated record